AUGCACUACCCUGUUUACGCCUUGCUGUCGGAUGAAGAGGAGUUGCCAUACCAGGCGGUGAUGCAGCCAGUCAGGAUGUCGGAUGAAGAGGAGUUGCCAUUCCAAGCGGUGAUGCAGCCAGUCAGGAUGUCGGAUGAAGAGGAGUUGCCAUUCCAAGCGGUGAUGCAGCCAGUCAGGAUGUCGGAUGAAGAGGAGUUGCCAUACCAGGCGGUGAUGCAGCCAGUCAGGAUGUCGGAUGAAGAGGAGUUGCCAUACCAGGCGGUGAUGCAGCCAGUCAGGAUGUCGGAUGAAGAGGAGUUGCCAUACCAGGCGGUGAUGCAGCCAGUCAGGAUGUCGGAUGAAGAGGAGUUGCCAUUCCAGGCGGUGAUGCAGCCAGUCAGGAUGUCGGAUGAAGAGGAGUUGCCAUACCAGGCGGUGAUGCAGCCAGUCAGGAUGUCGGAUGAAGAGGAGUUGCCAUUUCAAGCGGUGAUGCAGCAAGUCAAGAUGUCGGAUGAAGAGGAGUUGCCAUACCAGGCGGUGAUGCAGCCAGUCAGGAUGUCGGAUGAAGAGGAGUUGCCAUACCAGGCGGUGAUGCAGCCAGUCAGGAUGUCGGAUGAAGAGGAGUUGCCAUUCCAGGCGGUGAUGCAGCCAGUCAGGAUGUCGGAUGAAGAGGAGUUGCCAUACCAGGCGGUGAUGCAGCCAGUCAGGAUGUCGGAUGAAGAGGAGUUGCCAUUUCAAGCGGUGAUGCAGCCAGUCAGGAUGUCGGAUGAAGAGGAGUUGCCAUACCAGGCGGUGAUGCAGCCAGUCAGGAUGUCGGAUGAAGAGGAGUUGCCAUACCAGGCGGUGAUGCAGCCAGUCAGGAUGUCGGAUGAAGAGGAGUUGCCAUACCAAGCGGUGAUGCAGCCAGUCAGGAUGUCGGAUGAAGAGGAGUUGCCAUUCCAAGCGGUGAUGCAGCCAGUCAGGAUGUCGGAUGAAGAGGAGUUGCCAUUCCAAGCGGUGAUGCAGCCAGUCAGGAUGUCGGAUGAAGAGGAGUUGCCAUACCAAGCGGUGAUGCAGCCAGGAUGCUCUCGAUGGUGCCGCUGUAGAACCUUUUGA
Messenger RNA from Oncorhynchus nerka (sockeye salmon), 1074 nucleotides. RefSeq lists its product as uncharacterized. NCBI's taxonomy places the organism in Eukaryota, Metazoa, Chordata, Actinopteri, Salmoniformes, Salmonidae. The record is from RefSeq and is a predicted model, not a curated record. The transcript has a single exon. Bases 1 to 1074 code for a protein of 357 amino acids.